AUGAGCGUGUCGGCGCCGGCGGGGGGAGGGGGCGGCGAGGGCAGGCCUGACAAUGUCGGCAUCCUGGCGGCCGAUGUCUACUUUCCCAGCACCUUUGUCUCUCAGGAAGACCUGGAGGUGGCGAACGGUGUGUCGGCCGGGAAGUACACGAUCGGCCUGGGCCAGGAGGCGAUGGCCUUCACCGGGGACCGAGAGGACAUCAACUCGAUGUGCUUGACCGUGGUGGCCCAGCUGCUGGAGAAGUACGACGUCCCCAAGGACCGCAUCGGCCGCAUCGAGGUGGGAACCGAGACCCUGAUCGACAAGUCCAAGUCAACCAAGACCGUCCUCAUGUCUCUCUUCGAAGACAGCGGCAACGACGACAUCGAGGGGGUGACUACGGUGAACGCCUGCUACGGAGGCACGGCCGCGCUCCUGAACGCCGUCGCCUGGGUCGAGAGCAGCGGCUGGGACGGACGCUACGCCAUCGUGGUGGCAGCGGAUAUCGCGGUCUACGCAGAGGGGCCGGCACGCCCUACGGGGGGCUGCGGCGCGGUGGCUGUCCUGGUAGGGCCAGACGCCCCGCUGGUGAUCAACAUGAAGACCCGGGCAUCAUACGCUUGCGACGUGUGGGACUUCUUCAAGCCCGACAUGUCUUCGGAGUACCCGCGGGUGAAUGGACAGCUGUCGCAGACGUGCUACCUGCGCGCCCUCGACAGCUGCUACAACCGCCUUGCGGCGAAAAAGACGGCCGCCGCCGCUGCUGCCGCCGCUGCCGCUGCCUCUGCCGGGGACGGGGAGGCGGAGGAGGGAGGCGGAGACAAGCGGGCACCGUUCGUGCUAGGCGACGUCGAGCACGUGCUUUGCCACUCCCCUUACAACAAGCUGGUGCAGAAAUCGUUCGCGAGGAUGGCGUUCUCCGACGCGAGACGCCUCAAGGGGACAGGGAAACCCCUGGGGGAGGGGCAGGAGGAGGCGUUGGGGAAGUGGCUCGACGUGCCCGCAGAGGAGACGUACGACGACCGCGAUCUCGAGAAGGCCCUCAAGGCGUUCGCCGGGGUGUCCUCGGGGGCUUACCGGAACAAGGUCGAGCCGGGGUGCCGCCUCAGCAAGCAGAUCGGCAACACCUACACCGCCUCGGUGUUCGCCAACAUCGUUUGCCUGGUGUGCGCCCGCGGGGCGGCGCUGGAGGGGGAGACCGCGCUCGUGUUCUCGUACGGCAGCGGCGCGGUGGCCACCAUGUACGAGCUGCACUUCCGAGACACUACCGCUGUGACGGCGGCCGCCGCAGCAGCAGCCACGCCUACCUUCAGCGUCGCCAAGAUAGCGGAAGCGGUGGGCCUGUCGGAGCGACUGGCCGAUCGCGAGCGCUUGCCGCCGGCGGAGCUUGACGCCGCGCUCGCGGCGCGCUCCCACGCCCACGCCCUCGCGUCCUCUUCUUCGCCUUCCGCGGGAGGAGGAGCAGGGGGGGGUGGUUUUGUAUUUGUCCCCGGGUUUCCGUUAGAUAGGCUUUUCCCGGGGGUGUUCUACUUGAGAGGGAUCGGUGGCGAUGGGGUGAGAGGGUACGGUAGGCGGGAUAAGGAGGCGCCGCGGGCGCGGGGCGGGCGGGCUCUCGCUCCGUCCCUUGUUAAGAAGGAGGAGGCGUUGGGGGCUGGGGAUAGGGAGGAAGAGGUUGCGACGACUGCGACAAUGGGGAGCAGGACGGAGACGAGCAACAGCGGCGAGGACGACGAGGAGGAAGAGAAGGCGCGACCGGUGGCAAACGGGGCCGUGCCCUCAGAAGCCCCUUCUUCGGACAGCAGCCUCGCGAAUAGGGCCGCCAAAGUUGCUCCUCCGACGGCGGCGGCGGCGGCGGGCAGUAGCGAGAAGAAGACCGUUCUCGCCGCGAAGGAGGCGGCGGCGGCAGCGGCGGCGGCGGCGGCCACGUCCCCGGCUGCUGGCGGCAAGCUGGGCGCGCUGCUACUGCCGAGGGUGGUCGUGACCGGCGUGGCGUGCGGGCUCCCCGGGCAGGAGGAGGUGUUCGAGCGGGACAACCUGGCGAGGCUGCUGGCAGGGCAGGGUUGCGUGAAGAAGCUGAGCCCCGGUAGCACCACCGCCUUGGUGGAGAAGAACGUCGUGCAGGUCAAGAGGCAGCCGGACGGCCAGCCCCCCCUGCGCAUCCCGAUCUCCAAGCCGAGCCAGACGAUCAAGCUCGCCGCCACGAUGGGUAACCUCGACAUGGCCCUCUAUGGCGUGUCUCCCAGCAUCGCCGCCACCAUGGACAAGGCCGUUAAGGUGGCUGUGGUGGCCGGGCUGGAGGCUCUGAAAGACGCGGGCAUUGUUACGGGGGAGGGGGAGGGGGGCUGGAUGCUCCCGGGGCACAUGCGUGACACCACCGGCGUCAUGUACGCCUCCAGCUUCCCCGCCCUGGAUGCCGCCAUCGGAGAGGUCACUCGGAAGGCUGACUGUGACGAUGGCAGUCUUGCCAAUCAUGCGAGGUCAAGCGCAGCAGAGGAGAAAGGGGGGCCUGCAGAAGGAAGUUAG
Messenger RNA from Ectocarpus siliculosus, 2502 nucleotides. Lineage: Eukaryota; Phaeophyceae; Ectocarpales; Ectocarpaceae. The record is from the annotation of a GenBank genome assembly.